This is a messenger RNA of Stylonychia lemnae, 549 nucleotides long. Lineage: Eukaryota; Ciliophora; Spirotrichea; Sporadotrichida; Oxytrichidae. The record is from the annotation of a GenBank genome assembly.
AUGUUCAAUACUAAUAAGGCAACAUACCUGAGUGAUAUCAGGCAAAAUCCCUUCCUUGAGGAUCCUGAUAUUUACUACGUGGUCUCGUCUAACUGCUUGAUCUAAAAAAUAAAGAUAGAGGUCGUGAAUAAUGAGUUGAAACUUACAGAUAAAGAGAGAGUCUACAAGUUUGACACAAGAAUUGAGGAGUAUAAGUUCUUGAAUCUAAAUACUUUCCUGGUAAUGGGAGUAUCAUGCUGUGUACUGAGUGUGAAUGACAAUCAGCAGAGAUGGAGGAUUAACUUGAACUAUGACUAGAGCUUUCUUCAGCAGAUACCUGAUUUUGACAUGCUUGAACGCUAGGCUGUGGUAGGAAUGAAAAAUGACCACACUCUGACUAUUUGUGACCUGACAAGAACUAAUGGAUUUAAAGGUGAAUAUAUAGCACCUACUAAGUAUAUAAUACUAGGUCUUAUAAGAGAUGAAUUUGAUGACCCUGCCUAUUUAAAGGUACUAGUGGGCGAUAGGAAAAAAGGAAAUCUCAAAGUAAUGAUGAUCAAAGUUAGUUGA